Molecule: messenger RNA, 4550 nt
Organism: Pseudo-nitzschia multistriata
Lineage: Eukaryota; Bacillariophyta; Bacillariophyceae; Bacillariales; Bacillariaceae
Source: the annotation of a GenBank genome assembly
UGAGACGAACAACCGAAGACAGCAAUUCUGAACACGAGAGCUCAAAUCAUCGUACAACAAUCGAACCGAAAAUGGUAUUGGUUAGUCCAUCCACCGAUGGCGACCAAGUCGUCAACACCGAUGGGACGAAGAAGAAGAAAUUGACGAACCACCUGGAGAAGAGCGACGGCCGUCGACUCGUGGAAUACCUCGUGGUCAUCUCGUCGUUACCGAGGGAAAUUGUGGCCAGCGACGAAAAGAAGAAAGACGUGCCCCCCGACAACGACGAGCAAUACCGUUUGUCCACGGAAUUCGACGACGAAAGCAUCGAACUCGUCGACCACGAGGGUUUCAAACCAAUCGUCACUGCUCGCUAUCCACAAUACGACCACGAAGACAAUCCAUUCGAUGCAAACGUCUGCUAUUUUUGCCACACAUCGGGUGCGAUCCAACUCAAGAAAAAUCCUUACAUGCCAAAGGUAUGUUGCAUAAUGUUACGGCAGGGCCUGUUUGUGCGACAGAGUUGAUUCGAUCUUAUUUGAUGCAUGCGACAAAUGCAUUGUGAUCCUUCCCACAAACCGAGGUGGUCCUCAUCGUUUGUAUCUCAUUCAUACUUGUCUUUUGUUUCUAUCGCCAAACGCCGGGAUCGGACAUAUUGACAUUGUUCCUCGUUUGCUUUUGUUCGAAUUGUGUGGCAAUGCCAACAAUUUUCCUGGAAUCAAACACUAUUCAUGGGGAAUCGUUUGCGCACGCAGUUUCAUUACUUUGUGGCAACGGGUGGUACGGGAAAGAAAAUGUACGGUACCUGUCUGACGUUGUGGGAACCUGCUCAGAUUAAGGGCAGGAAAAAGAAGGGCAAAAACUCGAACCAGGAAGAACCCACUGAGACUCUCGAUGUAUUUUUGCCAAAAUGCGUGGUCUUGUUGUCGACGUAUCCGUAUCUCAUGGCGUUUCGAGAGUAUCUCACACAGCUGAAUCGGAUGUCCAAAACCGAAGAAAUGACCCUCCCCAUCGAACGGUAUAUUACCAAUGUUUGUCUAGAAAUUCCAGCACCUCCGCCUGGUUCGUUUGAGGUGCAAACGACUAUUCUCGAUUCGAUUAUCAAAAUUUGGUCCCCGCCACACAAUCAACCCAUUGCCUGGGUCAGCCUCCCAUUUUCUCAUUUGUUUCAGUGUUUGGAUAUUGAUAACAUCAUUCUUGUUUGGCACUGCCUCGUUUUGGAACGGCAAGUUUUGUUGACAUCGACACAACUCUCGGUGCUGACCACUUGCUCAGAGAUUCUCCUUUCCCUUCUUUUCCCGAUGAGAUGGUCACAUGCCUACAUUCCGCUUUUGCCCAAGUUCCUUAUCCCAAUUCUUUCUGCACCGAUGCCUUUCUUUUGCGGCAUCGACAAGGCUAGCCUUGCCGAGGCACUCUAUGAUUUGAGUCCCGAAUGCGUUGUGGUGGAUUUGGACAAAAAUCUGGUGACCCUGGGACCCGAGACGGAGGCUUUGCCGCCUCUACCUCCCCAGCAAGCCUCGUCUCUUAGGUCGCAACUCGAUAUCAACGCCGGUAUGGUCUUUCGCGAAGCUCGAUCUUUGACUCGAAACGAUGAUUAUUCCGAUAGUGGAUCGCGUUUGCCAGCGCACGUCAAACAGAUGGCAGAGGGCAUGUGGGAAGGAAAGCUAGCUCUGUUUGACGAAGCUUUUCAUUUGAUGUUUACCCCAGAAGAAUCGAGGAAGAAUUUGUUGAACGGAAACGAUACUUCGGGGAUGGAAUGGAACGACCGUGAUGCAAACGAUCAAGCUCGCAUUAUGGCGGCGUCGGGUGGGGACAAAACCUUUGCUCUUCGUAAGCAAUCCGAAUGGGACGCCGUUCAAGAAGCCUUUUUGGAUACCUUUGUUUAUUUGCUGCGAAAUUAUCGCAAAUUUCUGGUGUUCCCCUCCAAACACAACGAGGGCAACUACGGUGGCGCCGGAUUUCGUUCCAAAGAGUUUGUCGAAAACCAGCGGCUGGACAUGCGCGAGUUCCUAGAACAAUUCAUAGGUACACAAAUGUACGAUAACUUUGUCACUAAACGACUGUACGGAAGUGGCGAAUCAGACGUUGCCUUUUUUGAUCUGGCGGUGGACCGCUUUUUGAAGAGUGCUGGUAUUUUAUCGAACGUGGAUGUUGGUGGUCGCUUGCUUCAAGCUGCUGGGAUGUCGAGAUCUUCGAGUAACACAAACAUGAGUGGCGAACCACGAACAAAUACUCCCAGUCGUAGCUACCAGAAAGCUACAGAACCUCUUCUUCAGAGUGCCCGUGUGCAUCGCAAGCUUAAGACGAUUGUCCCACCCGAACCCUGCCAAGAAGACCUACCAGAAAUUCCGCAAAACGGAGAGGUUGGCGCGUCUGCAUCGGAGCAGUCGGACGAGAAAAGUGUUGGUUCGGGCAGCACUUCGUCCCGGACGAGUUCCGCAUACCAGAGUGUCCAGGACAAGGCAGCUGAAAUUUUGAACAAAUCAAAACGGCGGUACACGUACGACACCUUCCCAUCCGAAUUUCGCGAAGAUUUUUUUUCGACUCCACGCCCCUUAUCCGCCGCUGUGCUCGCCGAAUUCGAUCGACAGAAGAAGGAUGCUGCACAAUUCCGUCGCAAAAAACCUGUCUUGACAUCAAAAAAUACACGAGGAGGCCUUCACCGAGAUAACUCGGACCCGGUAUGUAUCCUGAUUUCUAGUAUAUUUAUUUGCUCUCUUUUUCCACUCAUAUUUUUUCGUAUCUUUUGUUCUGGCUACUCUAGGAAAAACCACCUUCUCCAGAAGUUGCAACUUUUACUGUCUUUUUCAUGGCUUUUUCAGCUGUAGUUGGUAAGGAACUAAUGGGAAUGAAUAGCGAGUCGGAUGAAGAAGAGGAAGCCAAGACAAUUUUGGCCACCUAUUCGCAUAGUUCAGCAGGGGAAUCAGACAACGAAACCGAGACAACGAUAAGUUCGGCGGCCGAGUCAGAUGGCGACAAACAGACAAAAGGAGAACCCAAAAGUCGAUUUACAGAUUCAUUGAAUGCACUUGAGAUUGAAGAAGCAAAAGCCACAGGAAGAGCUCAGCUCGCACUUGCUUUCGAAAUGCUCACUAUGAUGAAAAAGCGGGCUCUGAAGGCCGACCCUGAAGCAUACCAGUCUCUUAUCGAUGCUUGUGGCAGAGUAGGUGACACAAAGAGAGCGUCGGACCUAUUAGCAAGAAUGCACGAGGAUGGGAUCGUGGCAGACGGUACGGUCUAUGCUUGUUUGGUGGCAGCAUUUUCGGCGGAUACUGCAUGGAGAAACGGAACCAAGGACGAGGAUCUUCCAGGUAAGUUCAGGAAAAUGAAGAACGAAGACGAUGAAUUUCUACGAUCCAAUCGAAUAUUCAACCACUUACUUCUCCUCGACACUCUUGAACUUUACAGAAUGGGCAAACAGCACAGCUGUGGAAAUGGACUGGAACAGACUUCAGAAACGAUCGUUUAUGGAUCGUUUGAGAGGCCGUGGUACUGAUGACGAAGGUGACGAGACAAAUGAGCCUGAGACCAACGGCCCUCCAAUGAGUAGAUUCCGUCAAUUUAUAUCGAAUCGUCAAGGAAACAAGAGAACGACGCCCAAGGUCGAAGAAAGUCGUGUCGAAUUCUAUGUGACUGAGACUGUUGAGAGACAGAUUGAAUUGGGAGAAAAUCUUCUAGAGGUUGUUUUCCCCGAUAUUUCUGUCGAUACUGACAAUGAGACUUGCCCACGUUGUAAUUUCCUACUCUCUGACGACGACGUCGUGGAUGGCUGGACACCUGGUGAUAGCAACGACUACACAACAAAAUGUCCGAAUUGUACUCAACGUUUUGUUCCCCAUUUUUGCGUUCAGAGCUCGUCCUCAAGCUUUGUUGGGUCGAAAGGCCCAUCUUCUCCUCUAAUGUGCGAACGUUUGUCUCCAUGGGUACUUCAGAAAGAGAUCCGGUCAGUCAUGAGUGACAGAGAAGGAAUUGAAAAUCUCUUGAGUCCAACAUGGAGAGGAGAGGAAUACAAGAAUUCUGUGCUAUGGUGGAAUUUGGUUCUCUCUUGUAUGAGGUAUAGGUUCCCGUUCUCUUUCCUCUUGCAAGGUAAUUUUGAACAAAAUUUGAUUGCGCCAAUGCCCGAAGACGAGAAUUAGGGAAUCUGCCACAUAAUUGUAAUCAGUUGAAACAAACAUAGGCUGAAUAUUUACUUCACAGAACGUUAUGCACACAAAAUAGAUCUCCAGGAAGAUUAUCUAACACGCUACUAAGAACUGUUCUGACCCUCUCCAUCACAUGAAUGCGGCGCUUUUGAUGCUAAAUAGGGGAGAUCGCUACCUUAGAUCCAUUGGAAGUAGAUUCUCGCCAACGAUGGUCUCUCUUCUCUCAUUUAAGCUGUUGUGUUAUACUUUACCGGUGCAACUUCUUGGUCUUUGUUCUGGCUUACCUAUCUCGGAGGAAUUGAAAUUCUGAAAGCAACGAAGCAAUUGAAUUUUCCUUCUCGCGGUGCUAGAACAGAUCUGUAGGACGACGACGGUUCAACUUUAGUAGUUGGGAGUGAGAUCCAGAGAUAAUAUAUGGCAGAUGCUCGU